Paracoccidioides brasiliensis Pb18 is the source of this 1029-nucleotide messenger RNA. RefSeq lists its product as uncharacterized. The transcript is spliced from 7 exons. The record is from RefSeq and is a predicted model, not a curated record. Bases 1 to 1029 code for a protein of 342 amino acids.
AUGACGGAUUGGACCAUAACGAGCCCACGAGGCCCUCGGGAGCAUGUACACCAUGACAACAACGUUUAUCAAAUCCACCGAGCUCCCUCGUGGUGUUCUAAUGGUGUCUAUCGCCUCAUCACGGUGCUUCCCCUCCCUCAGAGGCCUGGCAUCCCAAACGUGUCACCCGCCAAACCGGCUGGUUAUGGGCGGGUGCCGGCACCUCGGUUUGGUCCUAGCGAUGGCACAAGCAACGAUACCUUCCCACCAAAUCCUGUAAAUAUGGCACCUAUUGAAUUUCCCAUAGAUUUCGAACCAGAAGGAAUCGACUACACUUCCGUUCGGUUCAAACCAGCUGCUCUCUUAGGAGAAUCCCUUUUCUCCGACUGGCCCAGCGCACAGCCAGCCACGUGGAUAAUCGCGCCACAUUCGGAGCAUGCAAAACAUUCGCCACAACAUACCGAAAUUGCCGAUGACGGGUUCCCGGCAUCGAGCAGCACCCCGACAAUAGAAAGCUCUAGCUCCGAUGAUAGCUUCCAGCAUCCGGUUAAGCGCAAACCACUCCCAGUUCAAUGUAUCGAGCCUGGCUGUAAUAUGCGCACUUUUUCAGACAGAGCAUGUUUGCUCCGACACCUACGAGAGGUGCAUAAAAUCUCCAACCGCUACAAAGUCCCCGGGACCUACCCCUGCCAAAUCGCAGAAUGUCCACGCUCAACCAAACCUUUCUCUCGACUUUGGAACCUUCAAAACCACAUGAAAAUUCAUGGGCGGUGGAAUGAAGGUCAGCUUGAAACUUCUGCAAUGCCACCAGUGGAGCGAACGAAACGCCAAAAGUCGGAAAGAGAUAUACGUUUAGACGAUGUGAGAUAUAUAUCUUUGGAUAGUUUGGAUCCCAAGGGUCCACCGCAGUCUCUACAGUCUAGGCUGGAGUCACUUGUGAAGCAGAGAGGAGAGUUGGAUGAGAAGAUUAGGGCACUCGAAAAUGCGCAGCGCAUUGUGGAGGAUAUGGACUGCUGUAAAAAGGGUUAUAAUGGCAUAUUUGAGAGUUAA